Messenger RNA from Lethenteron reissneri (Far Eastern brook lamprey), 1522 nucleotides. It is a transcript of the gene SMIM8, whose product is annotated as small integral membrane protein 8. NCBI's taxonomy places the organism in Eukaryota, Metazoa, Chordata, Hyperoartia, Petromyzontiformes, Petromyzontidae. The record is from RefSeq and is a predicted model, not a curated record.
UCCACUACCCGGGCCGUCACUCUUUGGAGCCAAGCUGAGACGAUGUCUGCCACUCAGCCGCCCGGCAGCGACGCUCAAACCGGAAAGGCCGACAAAGCUGAACCCGAGGCAAAGACGAAAAGCGACAGGUUUUCGCGAGUGCCGGGUCUUCGCGGGGUGCAAACCACGACGCUAUUCCGAGCCAUUAACCCAGAGCUCUUCAUAAAACCGAACCGCUACGUGAUGGCGUUUGGGCUCGUCACGAUGUCCAUGUGCGUCGCGUACUUGGCGUACAUGCGCGCCGAGUACGCAAACUCGCAAGCGGAGGAGCAGCAGAUGAACCCCGGGAGGAGAAGAACGCGAUGGGACUGAUGGAUCCUUCCACAACAACGAGGAGAUGUUUUGCCCCCACUGUUUGGAACUGUGCUUCCCACAGCCCUCUGUGCUGUUGACUCGCUGCCCCUGUUCAAGUUACAGGCGCGCUAGACCUUUUUUUUUUCUCUUCUGCCUCUAAAUUAAUGUCUAUUUAACCUGUAUAAAAUAACACAUGCCCACUGUUAAAUCUUGACUUAAAGCUUUGAUGACUGCAGGAAUUCAUAUUCUUUGGGUCUUUCGGUAAAGUCACGUAGAUAGGUUCAAAGAAAAUAACAAAAUAACAAAAAACUAUGACUUUCCGAUGGCAACACAAGCGGUUUGCGUGACUUUACCGAAAGACCCAAAGAACAUGCCCACCGUUCCUGUGCGGCGUUCCUUGUGAUGCGAUCGCAAUUAGACACAAUGUACGUGUACACGUCAGGCCCUUUUGUCAAUCCGCUGCUGGAUGAGGGGUCCUCCCUACACUGUGCGGGUCGUGAGAGAUAUUUCACCAUACUUCACCACGCCGGUGAUUGCGGGCGAGGCUUUGUGGAGACGAGGAGAUUAUCCGUGCGGGGUGACAUAGAAGUAAAGGACAACAGUAGAUUGUUUUGUGGCACUGCUAUCUACUUCUCACAGUGUAGCUGAGCAGCCCACUUGUUACGCAUUGUGGGUACCUGCUUCCAAGCACUAUCCAGGCUUAAACCUGCUUAGCUUCCAAGGUCUGAUGGGAUCGGGUUGCUUUCCGGAUGGUUUGGUCAAAGUUGGACAUUAAUCAUUUCUCGGUGCACGAUUCUGAUGCGUGCGUGUGUGUGUGUGAGUGGGGACAGGCGAUUUAAAAUAGUACGUACGUACUGCUGUUUAUAAUAAAAUGAACAUGACGGUUAUCUAGCGUUUUGUAAUCUUUUGUGAGUAUUUAAGGAGAGUUUAGUUUAAACAUUCGAUUGUUAUUGAUUCGAGUGAUAUUUUUAAUCCAGGGUUACAAACCCCACGUGUUGACUCACAACUCCCCAGCAGUUAUUGCCAUGUUAUGUUAUUGUAAUAAUCGCAUUUAAACAUGCUCAAAACGUAUUUCAUCCUGCCCAUUGUUGGACUUGCAAUUGCCUUAUUAAGCUUGACGAGGAUUAGCCUCCUCUGAAGUUCACAUUUUCGUAGUGGAUACGCCUAUCAGAGAGGGGGCCGUUGAGAG